AUGUCUAAAGGAGUUGCUCCUUCAACUUUUAAAGCUUACACUUCAGCUUGGUCUUCUUUUCUAAUGUUUUGCUACUCCUUUCAGAUACCUUUAUUUCCUAUUCUGGUUACCACGGUUUGCUCGUUCCUUGUUUUUAAUUUCGAAAAUCGCAAUUUAAAAAUUUCCUCAAUUCGCAGAUUGCUCGCUGGGAUUCAAUUUUAUGCUAAAUAUUUUAAUCCCGAUUUUCCAAGUCUCUUCACUGAUUCUUCCGUUAGAUUACUGCUCAAAGGCUUCGCUAAAUCCUCUACGAAUUCCCCCGACAAAAGGUUGCCUUUUUCUUUGCCUCUGUUGCAAAGAUUAAUCCUUUCCCUACGCAAUGGCCUUUUUUCCAUAUACUCCAAUAUUCUGCUAGAAGCAGUGUUCUUAACUGCUUUCUAUGGAUUUAUGCGCCCAGGCGAAUUCACUUCAGCAUCUAAACGUUUUGAUCCUGUCCGUGGUCUCUGUCUCUCUGACUUACAUUUCUCUCCUAACUUCUUUACACUUUUUCUUAAACACUCUAAAAAUGACUCUUCUGGUUCUGGUGUUUCCAUAACAAUAUCCAAAAUAAGCAAUAAUUUCUGUCCCUUCACAUCUAUGAUUAGAUUCCUCAAAAUUCGCCCUAGAUCCUCAGAUCACUCACCCCUAUUCUCACUCUCUAACGGAGCUCCUCUUUCUAAAACCUGGUUCAGAUCUCAUCUAGUUUCUGUCCUUAAAAACUGUAGCCUAUCCCCUUCCCUGUAUACUGGACACUCAUUUAGGAUAGGAGCAGCUACUACAGCAGCCGAACGCGGCGUUCCUACAACAGCUAUUAAGAUUCUGGGAAGAUGGUCUUCCUCCGCUUUUGAGUCUUACAUAAGACCUGACCUUAAGACCAUCCUCGAAGCUCAGCAAGCUCUGCAAUAAUAAUUCAGGUACGUCAAGAUAGACAGCCGGCAAGUAUAUUAAUUUUCCAUUUCUGGGGGUAGGCUCCAUUCCAAU
Carassius gibelio (silver crucian carp) is the source of this 996-nucleotide messenger RNA. RefSeq lists its product as uncharacterized. The record is from RefSeq and is a predicted model, not a curated record. The transcript is spliced from 2 exons. The coding region runs from base 1 to 921 and encodes 306 amino acids. Gene Ontology annotation, molecular function: DNA binding. Gene Ontology annotation, biological process: DNA integration; DNA recombination. Lineage: Eukaryota; Metazoa; Chordata; Actinopteri; Cypriniformes; Cyprinidae.